Molecule: messenger RNA, 1928 nt
Organism: Drosophila takahashii
Lineage: Eukaryota; Metazoa; Arthropoda; Insecta; Diptera; Drosophilidae
Product: sodium- and chloride-dependent glycine transporter 1-like
Biological process (GO): sodium ion transmembrane transport
Cellular component (GO): plasma membrane
Molecular function (GO): L-amino acid transmembrane transporter activity
Source: RefSeq, a predicted model, not a curated record
UUAAAGAAACACGCUCACAUGUCGUUCGUUCUACUCAAAAGCAUUUAAAAGAAACAGUCCAAGUUUAAAGCUGGGCCUAGCGUCACUCUUACUGUUUAAUAUUACCCAUACAAGAUGGUAUAUGAAACAUCCUAUGGCAUUGGACAAAAGCCCUUUUGUCCCGAUCCAAAUCGGGGAAAGUGGGAGAAACCCUCGGACUUUAUAUUUGCCUGCAUCGGAUUAGCUCUGAAGUUAGAUGUUUUUGAUAUCUUGUUUCAUUCGCACCACAAUUUGGGCAUUUUUGGAAUAUGGCUGUAUUUUGUGUACAUGGUGAUAUAUUUGGUUCCAAUCAUAGUCAUCCACUCCUUUAUGGGCCAGUUCUCCAGUAGUGGAUUUAUCUCCGCUUUUCGUUUGUCUCCUGUUUUUAAAGGCAUGGGCUACUUAAGUGUUUGCCUGUCUCUAUCCAUGCUCAUUUGCUAUAGCAUUUAUGCUGCCAUUCCGCUGUUGUUCAUCAUAAAUUCUUUUCGACCCACUUUACCUUGGAGUUGUGAAGGCUUCACAGCUUGGUUCAAUGAGAGCUCUGGACGAUCGACUAUUUGUGAUGUGAGAAUUAAUCGAGAGUCCUCUGCAUUCCAAGACUACACAAGUCUUGAGGUACCUUCAGUCCUCUAUUUUGACAAUCUUUUUAACUCUACGCGAGAGGACAGAUUCACUGAUAUCAAUGAUGACUUUGAACUAUCCUGGCAUUUUGUUGGUCUCUUCGCCAUGGUUUGGGCCAUAAUUUCAUUGAUUUUUUUUAAAUUUUCGGAGACGGCGAAGUUUGGAAAAUUUAUACGAUACAUGGUUAUUGCGACACUGGGCCUUCUUUUAGUGUGCUUUGUGCGAUUCUGUUUUCUUCCAGGAGGGUUUUCGUGGCUAAACAAAUACGCAGCUCCAAAACCAUAUAAUUUUGUCGAAAGUUCCGUCUCAACAUUUUUUAUUGCUAUGCAGGCCUUUGGAGCUGGCUGGGGUAGUGUGAUAGCCCUAUCCAGUUUUAAUAGUUUCAAGACCAACAUAACGUCGUAUAGUUGGAUUAUUUCCUUCGGACAAAUCUUUAUUUACAUUAUGUUUAGCUUGAUUUCCGCUAUGCUGGAACAUCAUUUCAAAGACCUUGCUGACGAUUCAGAUGAAGUAGAUGUAAUGAACAGUUGGGUGAGAAUUUUGUCAAGUGCCAGCGCUUUGUCCACAAUGAGUUGGCCAAACCUGUGGACUCUCAUUUAUUAUACUACGUUAUUAAUGGCUGCUGUUAUCCUGAUAACGACACAAAUAUUCACAGUCCUUCAAAGUUUGUUCGAUGAGUUUGAGGAACUUAGAGUAAGAAAACAGGAGGCGACCUUUGGCCUUAUUGGUGGGCUCGCGUUUUGUUCCAUAUUCUUUUGCACUAACCAUGGUAUUGCUUUCUUUAGUACUUUCUUGGCUGAUGCUAUUUUCCAUCACAAUUUUCUGCAUUUAUUGCUUCUCUUGGUGGUUUUGUGGAUCUACGGGCGAGAACGCUUCCAGCAAGAUAUUGAGUUUAUGUUGGGUCAGCCGUUUGCCUUCUGGAAGAUUUUUAUACUCCGCUUCAUAGCACCAAUUUGUUUUGUGAUUUGUCUGCCGAUUGGAAUAGACUUGUCCCUUUUGAAUCACACUUGGAUCUCAGUAGAGUUGCACGUGAUGUCCAUUAUAAUGUUGGGGUUACCCCUUCUGGCAAUACCUGGCUACGGAUUGUACUACCUUUCCCAGAGCACUGGCGCCUUUUGGGACCGCUUAAGACGCUCCUGUCGUCCCACCGAUUGGUAUCCGGUUGAGAUGGAGCACCGCCAGCAGUACGAGAAAGCUGGGGACGACACCGAGAUGACCAACCAGCUUACGGAGGAACAGAUCUAAGUGGUUCUACUACAAAUAAUAAAAUUCUAUAAUUUAUUACCCAA